This is a messenger RNA of Pomacea canaliculata, 1467 nucleotides long. RefSeq lists its product as uncharacterized. Gene Ontology annotation, molecular function: ligand-gated calcium channel activity. The transcript has 12 exons. Lineage: Eukaryota; Metazoa; Mollusca; Gastropoda; Architaenioglossa; Ampullariidae. The record is from RefSeq and is a predicted model, not a curated record. Gene Ontology annotation, biological process: calcium ion transmembrane transport. The coding region runs from base 169 to 1281 and encodes 370 amino acids.
CGCUGAAAGGACAAGACAUAACACACCGUCACCUAGCGCCACGCUGGCGGAAUUCAGAGUAGGACUGCGGGUAGGUAUGACACUCGACAGUCCUCGCUACAGCAAACAACCUCAUGUCUGAAUUCAGAAGCUAUUUCGGAUUGCAGGAAUAAGAACGGAUGGUGAAAAAUGGAUAAAAGGUCUAAAUCUGCGAAGCCAGAAAAAAAGAAUCGGGUGAACUCCCAGCCCGCAACGCCAGCACCCAGGAAUGUUCUGUCGCGUGCAGCUGUGCAUGCACCUGCAGCCUCACCUGCGCAGGAGGACAAACUGGCUCGACAGAAAACCAUCCUAGCUGGGGUUAUGACGAAGCUGCAGCAAGAGACGCUGACUCUGAAGCUCGUUGUCGCAGGAAGAAAGAAGUCAGACGACAAAAAGAAAGAGAAACCCGAAAGUUCAAGCAGGACUAUUAUGCGCCUCACAAUAGAGAGCAUGAAAAAGGAUUUGAGACUAGGAAACACCAAGCUUGUCAUCUCCGUUGUUGGAGGAGGUUCUCAGUUCGUCUCGCAUCCUCGCCACAAGGCAUUCAAACGAAAUUUGAUUAUAUCUGCGCUAAAUACAGAUGCUUUGAUUUUUGCGGAAGGCGAAUGCAGCGAUGAAAUGAUGAAAUGUGUGAAAGAGUCUUUGCAGGACUUCGGGCUUCUGGACACAGAACAAGUGACUGCCAUCAGAAUGGUCCCCAAAGGUAUCUUACAGCUAGGUGACGAGGAUGCGAUUCUUGAGGUGAACGGCGAAGUCGAGGACAUAAACAGUGUAAGCUUCCGCCUUGGAAUGCAGUACAAAAUAGCGGAUGUGUUGAAAGCGAAGAUGGUGCUUUUGCUGGUGGGUGAGGAUCCCGAAAUGGUGCCAGCUGUGAAAAAGGCUGCCUCUCUGCAAAUCCCUGUGAUAGUCAUUCAGGGCUUUGGCGGACUGGUGGAUUGUCUGUCUUCGAAAAUGAAAACCACUAAAGAAAGUAGAAAAGGCGAGCCAUCUGAUCAAGGAAGACGUGGUAAUCAGGCUUCAAAGACGGGGACAGACAUUGAACAUAAAGUUCCAUCUAAAGAGGAAGCCAAGAAAUACGAGUCAGACUGCAUCGAAAUUAUGAAAUAUUUCACCGAGGGCAAGUCUUCUCUCAUAAAUGUUUGUGAACUACCGAGGGGACGUCGCCAACUACGACCAUUUGUACAAUACAAUUCUGAAAGCACUCUUCUCAGAAAGAGGCAACAACGAAAGAGAAAGUUUGGCAAUAUCAUGGCCUAUUUAUAGUCUUGCGCAAGAAGAAAUUUUGGAUCGGUCCUUUUUCGAGGAUGGCAGAGAAAGAAGGCAAAAACAAUUAAACAAGUUAAUGCUAAAAGCUCUGUAGACGAGAACACCGAGUUUGUCGACUUUCUUCUGGAUAACGGGGUGUCGAUCAAGGCAUUCUUGACAGAAUAUCAUCUGCGAAAGCUGUUU